AUGCGUUUCUUAGAAGCCCGUACAGCCAAAGAGACCGGUAUUCUAAAUCUAGUAGAGAAGAGACCGAACGAGCUAUUCAAAUACGCUAUACUAUCGCAUACCUGGGAGAAUGAUGAAAUAACUUUCAACGAUAUUGAGAAUGAUAAGGCGACUUAUACCUCAGCCAAGACGGCUGCAGCCCACGCAUCGCUAUCUAAAAUUCUAGGCGCGUGUGGCCAAGCUGCUGCUGAUGGCUACGAAUAUAUCUGGAUUGAUUCGUGCUGUAUUGAUAAACGCAGUAGUUCUGAGUUGUCCGAGGCCAUCAAUUCUAUGUUCGCGUGGUAUCACGAUGCUGAUAUCUGCUAUGCCUUCCUGCUCAAAGCACCGAACGAACUUGUCACGACAGAGGCCAAGGCCGAAUUUGCUACGAACAAGUGGUUCACUCGCGGUUGGACGCUGCAGGAGCUUCUCGCACCUAAGGAUGUGAUAUUCUUCUCCGGCGAUUGGGUUCCGAUUGGUGAGAAGAAGUUUCUAUGCUUGCUGCUUGCAGAAAUUACGGGGGUCGAUUUCAAGAUAUUGCUUGGUGACGAACCUCUGGACUCAGCGAGCAUCGCGAGACGAAUGUCGUGGGCUGCGCAGAGGGUAACUACACGACCAGAGGAUAAGGCCUAUUGUCUGAUGGGUAUAUUCUCUGUUAACAUGCCCAUGCUAUACGGCGAGGGCGGCGAGAAGGCGUUUCUACGGCUUCAGGAGGAAAUCAUGAAGCAAUCAGAUGACGAGUCGUUAUUCGCGUGGGUCAACCCUAACGCCCUACCAGAUGUGAUGGAGGGCCUCCUAGCAGCAGAUCCAUCAUACUUUUUAAACUCAAAUACUAUAAUUCCGUAUCAAGACUGGGAGCCUCGUGAACCCUACACCUUAACUAACCGCGGCCUUAAAAUCGGUCUUCAUCUUACGGCACUCAACGGCGACGAAUAUGUAGCAGCCCUCGACUGUCCCGUGCCGCCUGAUUAUAAGGAUUCGACCUUCUUGGCGAUAUAUCUACAGAAGCUGUCAGAACACAAUGACCAGUACGCACGUAUUCGAACAGGAAAACUCGCCAGCGUCAGUACGCGUGGAAACCUCCAGACUGUCUACGUCCCUCAGAAGCCUGAGCCACCAUCAUUGGAAGGCGCCUUUCUUCAUCACUUGGUCCAGUUAAGGGACGGUCCCUCUUCGACGAUCUAUCAGCUCGUCCGUAUCCUAUGGCCAAGUCCAUAUUCCAGAAAUGACAUGCCACUGCCAAUUGUAACAAAGAGUUCAGCCAGGAAAUGGGUCGCGGGCAAGUGGUCCCUCAUCUAUACUCUACGUCGGAAGCCAGAGCAGCUUUCGGCGGCUCUGAUAUUCAUACGCACAGAUGGUGCAAAGGUAGCUGUGUUGAUUGGCACGCUCAACGGAUUCAACAUUGCCUUCAGCGCAUGUGAACUCGGCACCUGGAUGGAUCCGGAGCUCGCAAGUUUCGAAGAAAUGGAAGCUCUUUUCAAGCCUACCACAGUAGGAAGAUUUGAGCUGUCAUCCCAUAGCAUCCGCGUUUCCGCUACGCCCGUGCUACGAUCAUCAGACAAAUAUUAUAUAGUUGAUAUUGGAAUCGAAGCUAUAGAUUUUACAUGGGCAGAUAUUGUGAGAGAAGCAUUUGAUGCUACUACCAGUUUAGCCCAUAGCAACAAUGCAAGUACACCAAUGCCUGAAAAGGAGGUAGUAGAGGAAUCGAAGGAAAACGAUAGGAAACCAUCAUUUUGGAAGCAUUUCAAACGUUAG
Molecule: messenger RNA, 1773 nt
Organism: Daldinia childiae
Lineage: Eukaryota; Fungi; Ascomycota; Sordariomycetes; Xylariales; Hypoxylaceae
Product: Vegetative incompatibility protein HET-E-1
Exons: 1
Coding region: 1-1773 (590 amino acids)
Source: RefSeq, a predicted model, not a curated record